This is a messenger RNA of Zerene cesonia (dogface butterfly), 1810 nucleotides long. RefSeq names its product E3 ubiquitin-protein ligase TRAIP. Gene Ontology annotation, molecular function: zinc ion binding. Bases 215 to 1543 code for a protein of 442 amino acids. The record is from RefSeq and is a predicted model, not a curated record. The transcript is spliced from 8 exons. Lineage: Eukaryota; Metazoa; Arthropoda; Insecta; Lepidoptera; Pieridae.
UCUUGAGCGUUGUUUUUGAAAAAAACGAGUAGAAUUUGCACUUGUAAAUAGGUAAUUAUUUUAUCCUAAUUGGCGGUAUAUGAAAAACAUUAGUAUGAUUUACCUGAGACCGUUUUUAGGAUAAGUGGAAAUGUACGUUUCAUAGGAAAAAUACUUUUUAUGGAGUAAAUAACCUGAAAGUUAAAGUAAACAAACACGAAGUGUAUAAAGCAAAAUGCACAUAUUGUGUACAAUUUGUAGUGAUUUAGUUAACCAGGCUGAGAAUAUCUACGUAACUAAAUGUGGACAUAUCUUUCAUAAUAACUGUUUAUCGCAAUGGAUAGCCAGAUCCAAAUCAUGUCCACAGUGUCGUAAUAAGGUGACAGACAAAUGUAUGUUUAGAAUAUAUCCAACAGUAUCUAAUGAAAAUUCAAUUGAGGACACAGCAACGCUACAGUCUAGACUUGAUGAUGCUCAACUACAACUUAGGCAACAGAGGACUACAUGUAAUGAGAGAGAAGAGAAAAUAAAAAGUAUCACUGCUGAGCUGAAGAAGAAUGAAGAGCUCUUAAAGGAUUAUGAAAAGAAAUUAGUCACUAAGGAAUCUGCCGUAGCAGCACUGAAGGAACAACUAAAAUAUGUACAAAUACAAAAUAAAGAAACCAAAAGACUGAAAGAAGAGAAUGAGGUGUUGAAUAAAAAUCUGCAGACUUUAAAUGGAUUACAAAAAGUACUCAAUGCAACAAGUGAAGAAGUAGAACAAAUGCUACAGGGAUAUGCAGAUAUCAGGACUGUAGCCACAUUUGCUACUGCAUUGAAACGAGCACUUUGCGAUUCGGAAAGGAAAAAGAACGAAUCACGUGACCGCAUUCAAACGCUGAAACAACAAUUAACUGCAGAAAAGAGGGCAGUUGUUGAACUCCAAUCCAAGUUAUUACAAGCAGAAGAAAAUAUGGUUAAUAUGAAAAGGAAAUAUAAAAAAGAGCUCAAACAGAGAAGGAAUCCCAGUACUGAAGAACAAAACCUAAACGCAAAUGUGGUGCAAACGAAACCUGAUCAGAUAGAAAUGAAAAUUGAAUUAAAAUACACCGACAAGCCAAUAGUUCUGAACAAUGCUGACACAAGUUUUAGAACGCUAGUGAAUAAGAUUGAAAACGCAGAUUCGCCAUAUUUAAAUUUGAAACAAAGCAAUCUCGUGUUGACUGCAUUACAGCGACAUCCGAAUCAUCCACUACCCGAAAAUAAUCUGAAGCCCUCAGAGUUUGCAAUAUUAAACACCGGCAAAAAUGCAGUAACUGGAACGACUGAAACAUUCAAAAACAGCAUAUUCCACAAAAAGGAGUCAACAAAAAUAGAUUUCCAAGCGAACAAUGUGAAUUUAGCGGAUCUAAACAUUUCAUAUGACGGACUUGGAGGUCAUUCGAAGAUGGACGUGUUCCCCGUGCCUAACACAAGACCGCCGCUAAAGAACUGUAUCCCGAAAUUAUCCGCAAAACAUAAAUUGAAAAGACCAAAUCCUUCCAGCCCUGAUUUAGAAAAAUUCUUCAAGAGGAAAAAACAAUAGUAGCCUUAAGGAAACAUAAUAUAUUUAAAAAAAGGAACAAAUAUUUCCCGCCUAAAAUCAAAUAGUAAAUAUUUUCAGAUAUCAUCACACUUUAUAAACAAAAACCUAAAGUAUUAAUUUGUAAUAAAAUUCCGGGAUACUUUUUUUCUUUUUUUGAUUAACAAAUAAAAAAAAAUUGCAUGUAACUUUGGGUCGCGGGUUCGAUUGUGAAUGUUAUUCGAAUACAAAAUAUCACAAGUAAGAGUGUAGUGAGUGUUUUUUAAUUAA